GGCUUAGGCAAAGUUUCGGUUUCAUUUUUAGUAGUUUAUAAUUAAGUUUCUAUCCUGGACAGCCGCAAAUAUUUUAGUGUGCUUUUUAGAGAUCGAUAUCUACAUAGAUUAGAUCUAGUAGUAGAUCUAGAUCGCAGUCUUACUCAGUCUAGUAACAUAAGUGAAGUCCUACCUGCUCUGUUCCCAUUCGCAGUUCAUCUCAGGUUCCAGGUGAAGUCAUGGCCAGCAAGAGUCUAAUUAAAGUUCAGCUUGAAGAUGUGGUGGAUUUUUUUCUGCCACCACCAAAUGAACUCAUCCCAGGACAAAUAACGUUUGAAGCAGAUGUGAUGGAAGAUGAAGAAGAGGAAAAGUUACGUGAAGAGAGAGAGAAAGAAGUGGGACGUGUCUUCCGUGAUGCUGGGGAUGAGUUUUUCCACUUAUAUCCUUCAUCAAGAGAGAGCAUUGAAAGCAGGAUGAAGUCUCUCUUCAGUAACUUGGCCAGAGUAGGUCACAGUGCACAAGAGAAGGAUAAAGAGUGGGUGAAGUUUAAAGAGAUCAUCAGAAGCACCAUCUGGAAGGAAACUGGUGUGGAUGCACGUCUAGUGAUGGGGGCACUCAUGGUUUGUCUACCUGGUUUGUCUGCCCUGGAUGCUAGAGCUAGACAGUGGGCUAGAGAAUUCUCUCUAAGAUUUCUGCGUGAAGAGCUCCACGCUGACAACUUGAUUGAUCCUAGCAAUGAAGUAGAUUGAUAAAUGGUCAAGUAUAGUAAGAAUUGAAUGCCUGGUCAUCGAAGCAAGUUCUCCUCAUGCAAUAUUUAUUUUGUUUCAUUUUUUGUUCCUACCAUUAAUAUUUUUAAAUUUUUAUUUCGUUGAUGUAUAUAAUGUACACCUUCGUUACAAUAGUUGUGAUGUUAUAUAAUGUGCCAUAUACUAGGUUUUUUUGUUGUUGUUUUAUGGUUUACACUGCAAUAUGUAACUCUUUUAUUUGAUACCAGUAUUAAUUGCAUAAUUUAAAUGUUUAUAAGUAGUUUACGUUAAUUAACAUCUUUGAAUGAUUGAUUUUAACAUGAUUUUUCUCUCUCUCUCUCUGGCAGCUUGUUCAACUCAAUGCCUUACAUUCUUUUAAUUUCGUUGGAAAUUGUUAUCAGUGCAAAGAUGAUUUUUAAGAAUUUAACUAUAUCGCUGAAUCUAAGUUGAAAUGUUAAGCAACCACAUUCCCUUUGCUACAGUUGCCUUCUACUUCACAUGGGCCUUUUCCAUCUAACUCCAUUGCUUAACUCUUUCUCUCCGUAAACAUUUACCACAUUCUGGUGGAAUCAACGUUUGUAUCGUCAGUUAGGAGAGAAAGAGUUAAGGAGUUUUACACUCUUAUUUUUUAGCUAACAACUCAAGGGAAGUAGUUCACUUUAAUAUUCGUGCCAAGGGAAGUAAUUUAAAAAAAAAAAUCAUUUACUCAUUUGGUGCACCUGUGAAGAGUAUGCUGAUUUUGUUUCAGCUCUGUUUUGUAGGAGGAGUUUUUAAAGAUAACUCACUUAUUGCAUAUGUUCAGUAUCACAAUAUCGGCUGGGUUUUUUUAAUAGUAUUUUUGUGUCAUUUUGUUGAAAUCUGAUAGUUAAAGUGAAAUGAAGUAAGGUCUGUUGUCCAAACUGAGCCGAAUUGCCCAAAAGAACCUCCAUACUACAACACAGACUUUAUUGCUUGUAUAGAUAUUUAUAAAUGAAAUUGAUAUGACACUUUUAAAUAUAGUGCCAAUAUUUUUACAUUUGAUUUUAAAUUAAAAUUGUAAAAAAGUGAUUUUUUUAUAUUUUUUGUAUUAUGAAUUCCUAGUUCAUUGAUUGAAUGUCCUACAUAUGUACGUAUGUAUAAAAUAAAUUUACAAAUUUAUGUUACCAUUUUCAACAAGUUGAAUAAUAAAAAAAACACAUUUAUUUUUA
This is a messenger RNA of Biomphalaria glabrata, 1912 nucleotides long. RefSeq lists its product as uncharacterized. The transcript is spliced from 8 exons. Lineage: Eukaryota; Metazoa; Mollusca; Gastropoda; Planorbidae. The coding region runs from base 219 to 728 and encodes 169 amino acids. The record is from RefSeq and is a predicted model, not a curated record.